CGGCCCAGCAGCCUGCUCGUCUCGCAUCCCAGUCCGGCGGGCGGCGGCUGCACCGGGCUCCGGCGCACGGCGGCGACACCCAAACUGCGGUGCAAUGCAUAGUCACUGGGUAGUUAUUAGCCCACCCAUCUCGGCCGGACGCUGGCUUCGCUGUUCUCCCUCCGCACGAUGGUGCGGGCGGCAGAGCAGCGGCGCGCGCUGUUGACUUGACUGUGGCUACGGGGCGCGCCGCCGCAACAGUUGUGACCUCUCCCCGGCGCCGGAGCAUCCACGUCCAACUCCGCUCCCUCCAGAACCAGUUGGUUUCUACAAUGACAUUGGAGCAUCUGUAGAUAUCCCACUUGAUGCAAAAAAGGACCUCAAGAAAACGGAGAGGGAACUUAUGGCUAAAGAGGCUGAGCUAAACAGGAGGGAACAGGAAAUAAAAAGAAGGGAAGAAGCUCUUGCGAGAGCUGGAGUUAUAAUAGAGCCCAAAAACUGGCCACCAUUCUUCCCCAUCAUUCAUGUUGACAUUUCAAAUGAUAUACCCGUUCACUUGCAACGAGUACAGUAUGUUUCUUUUGCAUCACUCCUAGGGUUGGUCAUAUGCCUCUUCUGGAACAUUUUAUGUGUAACUGCUGCUUGGGUUACAGGGCAUGAUCCUAGGAUCUGGUUUCUGGCAGUCAUAUACUUCAUUACUGGAUGCCCAGGUGCCUACUUUUUAUGGUACCGACCUCUUUAUCGUGCCAUGAGAAAGGAUAGUGCGUUCAGCUAUGGAUGGUUCUUCCUAUUCUACUUUUUUCACAUUGCCUUCUGCAUAUACGCUGCUGUUUCUCCGCCAUUCUUUUAUGUGGGAAGAUCAUUGGCUGGAAUUUUUCAAUCGAUCAGCGAGAUAGGCGAGAAUGCUGGUGUUGGGAUAAUGUACUUCAUGGGCUUCGCGAUGUUUGUGCUGGAGGCACUGCUGAGCAUCUGGGUUUUCCAGAAAGUGUACUGGUUCUUCCGCGGGAAAGGAAGCGAGGCGCAGAUGAGGCCUGACACCGCGUCUCGCGCGCCACCGUUCUGAUGCCUUCUCUCCUAGGAGAGAAGAGGGAUGAAGCGUAGUAUGUGAAUUAAGUUUGGUGUGACCGAGUGAACGCUUGUUGGAGAAAGCAGUUUCGGGCGCACAGUUGUAGCUGCCAUUUUUGCCUUGUGGUUGUGGGGGGUUCCUCUCUUAUCUGAAACGAAACUGAAAUCCCCCCGAAAGGCGAAACAGAGGAAAAUGGGAAGACAGCCCUGCAUGUGGCCCCGGAUGCUCGCUUGACAUUUGCCCUUUCGGCAAAGCACUCCUUUCCAUUAUUUUUAUUCUAUGGUUUAUAUAUAUAUUCUUUUGUGAUUAUGAACCUAUUACAUAGCAUUUUUUCUUGAUCAUCAAUGCUGUAAAUCUGGCGAGUUUUACGUUUACAUAUUGCAAACGUGUCAA
Molecule: messenger RNA, 1438 nt
Organism: Sorghum bicolor (sorghum)
Lineage: Eukaryota; Viridiplantae; Streptophyta; Magnoliopsida; Poales; Poaceae
Product: secretory carrier-associated membrane protein 4
Exons: 12
Coding region: 383-1042 (219 amino acids)
Biological process (GO): protein transport
Cellular component (GO): trans-Golgi network membrane; recycling endosome membrane
Source: RefSeq, a predicted model, not a curated record